This is a messenger RNA of Mercenaria mercenaria, 1801 nucleotides long. RefSeq names its product serum paraoxonase/arylesterase 2-like. NCBI's taxonomy places the organism in Eukaryota, Metazoa, Mollusca, Bivalvia, Venerida, Veneridae. The record is from RefSeq and is a predicted model, not a curated record. Gene Ontology annotation, molecular function: arylesterase activity. The transcript is spliced from 7 exons. The coding region runs from base 1 to 1266 and encodes 421 amino acids.
AUGCAGCAGUUCAACGUGAGGUCGGUCGACCAGGCCAAGCACAUAAAUCGGAAGUUGCGGUACCAGAAGGAGGAGGCGUGGAUUGAAUAUUUUGCGCAGAAGCAACUGGCCAGGACAGCGAAGCAGAAGAGGAUUCCCGUUGCCCAGCUGGAAGAGGCCCCACAACCACCAACGUCGGAGGACCUGUGUGACAAGUGCAGUAUCAAAAUUAAACUGAUCAAAGUACAGAGUAGGAGGAUAGAAUUACUAGACCAACAGAAGACAGAUUUCAAACAGAGAAGCGAGGAGGGUUUUAAAAUAUUCACCGAGAAGCAGAACUUGAAACACAUUUGUAUUGGAGACACCAGCGACGGAAAAGGACAAGAAGUAUUUGCAACUGACGACAUGAUAAAGGCCGGUGACGGAUUUAGCUUUGAUAAGAUCACUGGUGACGUCUCAGCUAUAGGUGUUAAUGGAACUCCUGGAAUGUUUACUCUCAACAAAACAAACGUUCAGUCUACGAGCUCUAUCUUAUCAUCUCCCCUUGGUCUUUCAACAUGGAGAGACCCGAAAACAGGAAGACUGUACGUUUAUGUCAUUACCCACCCAGCGACUGGUGAUGUUGUGCAAGUCUUCGAAGUCGAGAUGCCAAUAAAGCUGUCUUACAUCAAGUCUAUAACAGACCCAAGCUUUACCUUCAUGAACAAUCUCGUUGUGGUUGGUAUGGACAAAUUUUACAUUACAAAGUACACGAUGUAUAACGACUUAUUGCGCAUACAGUUAGAACACUUAUCCCACCUCAGGAAUGGCAAGGUCCUCUUCUACGACGGUCAGAAGGCAAUAGUCGUUUCUUCGGGACAUUUCUUACCGAAUGGAAUCAACAUUUCCCCUGAUCAAAAGAUGAUUUACGUAGCGGAGUUAGGUGGCAAAAAAUUAAAUGGAUUUCGGCGCGAGUCAAAUAACAACCUUGUACUUACCUGGCAUGUAGAGAUGGAUACCGCACCUGAUAAUAUUAACGUGGAUGAAAAUGGAGAUCUCUGGAUUGGCUGUCAUCCAGUGUUGUGGAAACUUUUAGACUUUUAUGGAAUAUUUGGAGCUUUACAGCCCUCACAGGUGAUAAGAGUUAAGAUGAGAAAUCACACGGUUUCGAGCAUCGAGGAGAUAUAUAUGGAUGAUGGUAAUGAAUGUACGGCUUCAACUGUGGCUGUAUUUGCGUAUGGGAAACUAGUUAUUGGAACACUCUUCAAACAAACAGUGGUUUGUGAUAUAAAAUAUUUAAGUGAUUAAAUCCACAUGUGCACCCUCAACGGGCAGCUUACAGUUCGCUUUUAAUGUAUAACAAUUAUAAUACUAUAUUUCACACAAAAGACAUUAAAGGGAGCUAUAGAGCAUCUAUCUCGCUGUGACGAGGUACGGAAGCCAUUUGUGUGCCGUGAGUGGUAUCCCGAAAGCCAAAGAAACGUCCUGUGUGUUUAGCAGAUUACGACGGUGAUGCAUAAAUGCACUCGUAUGCAAUUCCAGUUUUUGGGGUGUCAGUAAUCAUCUCCGGCCUCUACGACGGGAUAGAUGCGGUGGCCAUAUUAGCAGUCAACGCUCCUUUUACUUAUUGUCAUAUUUUCUGUUGCGUUAUUCAUCUUUUAUGCAUAUGUUUACAAGUAAGCUUAGUUAAUAACAGUUAGAUCUAUAUGUAAUAAAACACAGUUAGUUUAUCUAUGUAUAAAACUUUGAUCAACACACUGCAUGUCGCGUUCUCAAUAGUUGUUAACAUCGUGUAAUUUAUCUUAAUAUAUAAGCUCUUUACAGCCAAUAAACUUGAACAUUU